UAAUCACAGACUUUUUUUUUUCCGUCCUAAGGGAGGGAGCCUUUAAUAAUGAUCUAUGUAAACUGAUGCCCAGACGGCAUGAGUUCGAAGAAGCUCUGCUCCAGUAAGUUAAAACCCGGGAAAGAGCAACCCCAAAGGGCAAUCCCCGAAACCGAGAAGCUGCUUAAACAAGCACACCAAUGCAAGGGACCGCAAUGGCUCUGCUGGCGCGGAUCCUGAAAGCUACUCGCCGCCCCGCUCCCGGGCGGGGCAGGCUUCUGGGCUCUGGGCUCCUAUUGGGGGCGCGGGCCCAGGACAAAGGAUCUGGGCGACCCGGGGCGCCACGGGCCGGAGACAGGGCCGAGGGGCCCCGGAGUCUCGCGGCCAUGCCGGGGCCGCGAACCCUCGCCAACCUGGUGGAGUUUUUCUGCAAGGACGGUUUCAGCCGAAUCCACGAGAUCCAGCAGAAGCACACACAGGAAUAUGGAAAAAUCUUCAAGUCUCACUUUGGUCCUCAGUUUGUAGUAUCUAUUGCAGACCGCGACAUGGUGGCUCAGGUGCUCCGGGCGGAGGGGGUCGCGCCCCAGAGAGCCAACAUGGAGUCCUGGCAGGAGUACCGAGACUUACGAGGGAGAGCCACCGGGCUCAUCUCAGCGGAAGGUGAACAGUGGCUCAAGAUGAGAAGUGUAUUCAGACAAAGAAUUCUGAAACCGACAGAUGUGGCCAUUUUCUCUGGAGAAGUCAACCAAGUUAUUGCUGAUUUGAUUAAAAAAAUCUACAUCCUCAGGAGCCAUGCAGAAGAUGGGGAAACAGUGACUAAUGUCAAUGAUCUUUUCUUCAAAUAUUCAAUGGAAGGUGUGGCCACCAUCCUUUACGAGAGUCGCUUAGGAUGCCUGGAGAACCACAUCCCCCAGACAACAGUGGAGUACACUGAAGCCCUGGAGCUCAUGUUCAGCAUGUUCAAGACCUCCAUGUACGCAGGUGCCAUCCCCAGAUGGCUCCGCCCCUUCAUCCCCAAACCCUGGCGAGAAUUCUGCAGGUCCUGGGAUGGACUCUUCAAAUUCAGCCAAAUUCAUGUCGACAACAAGUUGAGGGACAUACAGUGCCAAUUGGACCGAGGGGAGAGGGUGAGCGGGGGACUUCUCACCUACCUCUUCCUUAGCCAGACACUGACGCUGGAAGAGAUCUAUGCCAACAUGACGGAGAUGCUGCUGGCCGGCGUUGACACAACAUCGUUCACGUUAUCCUGGGCAGUGUAUCUCCUGGCAAGGCACCCAGAAGUGCAGCAGACCGUGUAUCGGGAGAUAGUCAAGAAUUUGGGGGAAAGGCAUGUUCCAACUGCAGCAGAUGUUCCCAAAGUCCCGCUGGUCAGAGCUCUCCUGAAGGAAACCCUGAGGCUGUUUCCAGUGCUACCAGGGAAUGGCCGUGUCACCCAAGAAGACCUGGUUAUUGGGGGAUAUCUGAUUCCCAAAGGCACCCAGCUGGCCCUCUGCCACUAUGCCACCUCUUACGAGGAUGAGAACUUCCCUCGGGCCAAGGAGUUCAGGCCUGAGCGCUGGCUUCGGAAAGGAAACCUGGACAGAGUCGACAAUUUUGGGUCCAUCCCCUUUGGCUAUGGGGUGCGCAGUUGCAUUGGGCGGAGAAUCGCAGAGCUGGAAAUUCACCUGGUCAUGAUCCAGUUGCUUCAGCAUUUUGAGAUCAAAACAUCUUCUUGGACUAAAGCUGUUCACGCAAAAACCCAUGGGCUUCUGACCCCGGCGGAGCCCAUCCACGUACGUUUUGUUAACAGAAAGUAAGCCUGGCUUUGGAACCCGGGCUGGUGGAGCGGAGCUGGCUCGUCAGCAUGCACUAGGUGUGUGUGUAUCCCUGGCCACAGCAGUGGAGGAGGGGCUCUAGAGCCUGCCUUGGGAUCAACUGGCCUUCCCGGCUCUUGAAGACUUGGAAAUCAUGCUAAGGAAUGCAGUGAGAGGGCUAUUUUACUUUUGCCUGCCAGAAGUUGCCUUUUCUUUGGGGAAACAGCUGUUUAAAAAGCAGUGGCACUGAACUCUCAAGUGCCAUACUGUCCUCUACUCCGUUUUUAGUGACUGGAUGUAUUCUGUACAUUUGUGUAAAGAAAUGGUUUAGACAAAUUCAGUUCUUGAACAUAUAUGUUCUCUAAUACUGACAUCAGGGCUUAGGUAGAAGGCAACUUAUUUUUUUUCUAAUUUGAAGAGGGAACACUAAGAAUGUCUCUUGUAAUGCUGUGAUCAUGGGAUGAAAACACCAGAAACAAUGUUUUAUCCUGAGCAUCAGAUUUCGAUCCCAAAAGAAGGGUUCACAAAUUAAAAGGAUGGUACUCUUAUUCUCCUCUCCAAACCAGAGCUUGCCUUUCUAGUCAUAGCUCCUAAAGAAGAUGAAUAUUCAUUUUUAUUUGAAAGACAUAUAAAAAAGCCCUUGGUGAAAUCAAGAACAGUCAGAUUUUUUUUCUUCAACCAAAUCAAAUCCUAGCAGAUGUAGAAGAACUGAAACUAUGACAAUGUAAAAUUGUGUUGCCUGAUAUGUGAUGCAGCUUUCUAUUACUAUAACAAAUACCUGAGAUACAUCAACUUAAACAGAGAAAAGGUUGAUUUUGGCUUACCAUGAUGGAGGUUUCAGUCUAUCAUUAGGUGAAUCUUCUGCUUUUAGACUUUUAGUAGGGAGGACAGCACAUCAUGGCAGGAGUGUAUGGCCCAGCCAACCGCUCACUUCAUGGCUGAGACAUGAAGAUGAAGAGACUUAUAUCCCACAAUCCCCUUUGAGGGCAUUCUCCCAGUGACCUAAGGACCUUCCAUCAGGCCCCACCUCUUAAAGAUCACACCGGCUCCAGAGAGCACCAAGCUAGGGACCAAGCCUUUGACACAUGGCCUUUGGGGGACAUUCCAGCAGGCCAGAUCCCCACUACAGCACCUAAGUUGAGAGAAAUAAGUCAGUCAUCAUGGGAACCAGUGUAACAUUAGAAUAUUUUUAUUUCAAGGAGAAAUAAGUCUAUAAUAGCAUUUUUAUGUUUGUGUGUCAUUUUAAAUAUUCAAACUGGAAAUGAGAUCCAGCUGUUGGUGCUUAUUGGAGGCUCUAAUGGGAAGCCUUGGCUCUCAGGAAUAUUCGUUGUGCUAAGUUUUGUUGCUUUUUAUGCUGUUUCCUGGUUGCUAAUGGGAAAAAAAAAUACAUGAUUUUAUAAUGUUCUGUUCUUUCUGUCAUGCCUGAAACAUCUUAUUCUCAAUUCCAUGCUGUUUCUUUUUACAUAAUCCUUAUAAAAAAUUUACCUAAUAUAUACCAUGCAUCUUUUCCCUAUUCUACAAAAUAACCCUUCAAAAAAUGGAAAUAAUAUCCUUUUCACAUACUAUUUUUAUAAAAUAUAUGAUAACGUUGAAAUCUCUGUGUGAUGAUAGACUAGCUUAAACAUGAAUGCUAUAAAAAUAGGUAGAGUUAAGUAUGAAAUCGUGUCCUAUAAUCAGCCAAGUGUUGAAUUACUUUGAGGUAGGAGCAUAUAUAUAAACUUUUAAAAACGAGAUCAAAUUAUAUUCUGUUUGAGACUAAAAUUUAAAAGAUAUUGAGAAUUUACUAAGCAACCUCUUAUUGGCUGUGCACACUGUGCAACCCUCUAGGGAAUCGUGGUCCUGCCUGAAGUUAAGAGAGUGAAUAGUGAAGUGCAGGACAGAGGGUGACCUCACUCCCCACCCCCUGCCCAACAUCAAAGUACAAAAAGAGACACAGCAGAUAUUAUUAGGAGCCUCUGAUGUCAGGGUGCCUCAUGAAGAAAUUGGAAUUGAAUGGGAAAUAUCUCUAAAUCUACUGUCAGUAUAUGUGCAUAGAAGGUAGAGAGGGACAUGCCAAAACUAUAAGGAAUGCAAUCAACAAAAUCCAGACUACAGUUUCUGAUUUACGAAGGUUCGACCUACAAUUCUUUGACUUUACCAUGAUGUGAAAGUGAUGGGCCUUCAC
Molecule: messenger RNA, 3936 nt
Organism: Ictidomys tridecemlineatus (thirteen-lined ground squirrel)
Lineage: Eukaryota; Metazoa; Chordata; Mammalia; Rodentia; Sciuridae
Gene: Cyp27c1
Product: cytochrome P450 family 27 subfamily C member 1
Biological process (GO): cellular response to peptide hormone stimulus; cortisol metabolic process; cholesterol metabolic process
Cellular component (GO): mitochondrial inner membrane
Molecular function (GO): oxidoreductase activity, acting on paired donors, with incorporation or reduction of molecular oxygen; iron ion binding; heme binding
Source: RefSeq, a predicted model, not a curated record